UAGUACCCUACCUCAUAGGGUGGUAGUGCGGAUUCCCUGGGCUUAGACGUGCUUGGAAGCGAGUGUGCUGCUCAGUAAAACUUAAAUAACAGAUGCGGGUGAAAGAGCCAUCCAAAGUUUUAUCUGAGAAAGCCAAAAGAAGUAAAAGGCCGACAAUACCUCAUGAUGAAGACUCUUCAGAUGACAUUGCUGUAGGUUUCACUUGCCAACAUGUAAGUCAUGCUGUCAGUGUGAAUCAUGUGAAAAAAGCAAUAGCUGAGAAUCUGUGGUCAGCUUGCUCAGAAUGUUUAAAAGAAAGAAGAUUCCAUGAUGGACAGCCAGUACUUUCUUCUGAGAUUUGGUUGUGCCUCAAAUGUGGUUUUCAGGGAUGUGGUAAAAACUCAGAAAGCCAGCAUUCAUUGAAGCACUUCAAGAGUUGGAGAACAGAACUUCACUGUAUUAUAAUUAGUCUGAGCUCAUGGAUUAUAUGGUGUUACGAGUGUGAUGAAAAAUUAUCAACACAUUGUCAUAAGAAGGUUUUGGCUCAGAUAGUUGAUUUUCUCCAGAAACAUGUUUCCAAAACGCAAACAAAUGCAUUUUCUAGAAUUAUAAAACUUUGUGAAGAAAAACAUGAAACAGAUGAAAAAAAGAAGGGAAAAAAAGGCAACAGUGUAACAUCUGUAAAAGGAAUUACGAAUUUAGGAAAUACUUGCUUUUUUAAUGCAGUUAUGCAGAACUUGGCACAGUCUUACAUUCUUAUUGAACUGAUGAAUGAGAUAAAAGAAAAUGGUACAAUACUCAAGAUUUUCCCUUCCUCAGACUCUCAGAUGGAUCCAUUAAUGGUGGAACUUUCAAGCCCGGGCCCAUUGACCUCAGCCUUGGUCCUGUUUCUUCACAGCAUGAAGGAAACUGACAAAGGAUCGCUGUCUCCUAAAGCGCUCUUCAAUCAGCUUUGUCAGAAGGCCCCUCGAUUUAAAGAUUUUCAGCAACAGGACAGUCAGGAGCUCCUGCAUUAUCUGUUGGAUUCAGUGAGGACUGAAGAAACAAAGAGAAUACAAGCUAGCAUUCUAAAAGCAUUUAACAACCCAACAACUAAAACUGCUGAUGAUGAAACUAGGAAAAAAGUCAAAGCAUAUGGAAGCGAAGGUGUGAAAAUGAACUUCAUAGAUCGGAUCUUUAUUGGUGAAUUAACUAGCACCCUCAUGUGUGAAGAAUGUGCAAAUAUCUCCACGGUGAAAGAUCCUUUCAUUGAUAUUUCACUUCCUAUAAUAGAAGAAAGGGUUUCAAAGCCUGUACUUUGGGGAAGAAUCAAUAAAUAUAGAAGUUUACAGGAGACACAGAAUGGCCAAUAUAGUGGCCCUGUUACUAUAGAAAAUACUCACCAACCCAGAGCUACCAGGAAGCAGUCUCCAUCUAAAGAUAAGAAUCAGCUAAUUCAUGGCAGAAAACGUGCAAGGAAAUUUUCAUCUGGAGAAGAUAAAACUGUUGACAUGUACCGGAAAAAUGGAAACAUGGAAGUGAAUGGGGAUUCUUCUGCAUUUGCAAGCAUCAUGAAUACUGAAUCGAAUAUGGCUGAAAACCCUACCGAUGGUAGUGAGAAGGAAGCCAGCCGUUGUGAAAGUGGUGUUGAUGCUGACAGUGAGGCUUCAGAAUCUGAAAGUGCUUCUAAGCAAACUCUGUUGCCAAGAUCCCGUAGUGGAUGCUAUGUGCACACAAAUGGACAUCACCAUCCAUCAGCAAGAGAACUGCCCACCAAGAAGACUGAUAGUGGUGUUGAAGGAGUGGCUGAAGCUAUUUCUGAACUUCAUUUAAGCAGCACUGUAACUGGAGAUAGAGAUUUUGAUGGAGAAAAUCAGCCACUAAGUCUUCCAAAUAAUUUAUAUUUUUCAGAGGAGAAGCAUACGAUGUCUCACAGUCCACAAAAUGCUUUUCAGACCCUUUCUCAGAGCUAUAUAACUACUUCUAAAGAAUGCUCAAUUCAGUCUUGCCUCUACCAGUUUACAUCUAUGGAGUUAUUAAUGGGGAAUAACAAACUUCUAUGUGAGAAUUGUACUGAAAAGAAACAGAAGUACCAAAGGGAAACCAGUUCUGUGGAAAAGAAAGCAGAAGGAAUUUAUACUAAUGCCAGGAAGCAGUUGCUUAUUUCUGCUGUUCCAGUUAUCCUAAUACUCCACCUUAAAAGAUUCCAUCAGGCUGGAUCAAGUCUUCGCAAAGUAAACAGACAUGUAGAUUUUCCACUUAUACUUGAUUUAGCACCAUUCUGUUCUGCUACUUGUAAGAAUGUAAGUGCGGGAGAGAAAGUUCUCUAUGGCCUGUACGGCAUAGUGGAACAUAGCGGCUCAAUGCGAGGAGGCCACUACACUGCGUAUGUGAAAGUGAGAACCCCCUCCAGGAAGUUAUUGGAACAGAUCACUGGAAAGAAAAGUGUACCUGGUUUGAAAGACCCGGAUAGUGAAUCGCCAGGCCAGUGGGUCCAUGUCAGUGACACUUAUGUGCAGGAGGUUCCAGAAUCAAGAGCACUUAGUGCACAAGCAUACCUUCUUUUUUAUGAAAGAAUAUUUUAAUUAGUUGUUAAUUAUUAAGGUUAAUGAUUAUUUAGAUCACUUUUAUUUAAAUGCUGCAAUGAUAGCUAUAAUAUGCAAUGUGCCUUUGUAGUCUAUUCUCUUCUGUAGGAAUAGCAUGUCCCUCAAAUGCUCCUGAACAUUUUUACCAUUUGGGUGAAUCCUUUUAAAGUAACUUAAAUUUAGUCAGUGCUUUCAAAUUUAUAUUUUUUAAAUAAACGUAAACACAUGUUUUAAAAUGUUUGUCCUGGAACAAAACUAGAAUUUACAGUAGUAGAGGAAACUCCUUUAUGAUGUGGCUUAUUAUUACAAGCAUUCAGAAAUGAUGCUGGCUAAAUCAGAUCCUUCCCUAAAACUCAUCCAGCCCUGGCCGGGUGCUCAGUGCGCUGGAGCAUCAUCCCAUACACCACAAGACUGAGAGUUCGA
This is a messenger RNA of Myotis davidii, 2966 nucleotides long. RefSeq names its product ubiquitin specific peptidase 45 (gene USP45). Gene Ontology annotation, biological process: protein deubiquitination. The transcript is spliced from 18 exons. Bases 93 to 2543 code for a protein of 816 amino acids. Lineage: Eukaryota; Metazoa; Chordata; Mammalia; Chiroptera; Vespertilionidae. The record is from RefSeq and is a predicted model, not a curated record. Gene Ontology annotation, molecular function: zinc ion binding; cysteine-type deubiquitinase activity.